AUGCUUAAUCCGGGUAUCACACUGGUUGCCCUCCCACGAUCUUCAGUCCAUGUUUAUGGACCAUUUGAGGAGCUAACCCACUCUCUAAUGAAAUGUUUGAAAGUGGUCCGCCCGACUUCCACUGACUUGGUUGUGGUCCCUUGCCUUUCCCGGCAACUGCCAGCGGUGUUAUAUUACUUCCCAGAAGCAGAGCAUGUAAAGUCCGUCCCCGGUGUUGCGAAGGCACAUGCUGCUAUCCGAACAGUCUCUGUUCCUGGUUAUGAACUUGACUUGAAGUUUUCUCUUGCAUGUCAGAUUACCUCCGCGCUGAGAGCCUUGCCAUGUUGGCCUGCGGCUGCGGCACCGGAGAUGACUGCUUUAAUGAGAAUGAUUUUUCCAGAGGACUUAUGGUUAUUUGGAGAGAUCGCUGCUGUGACUGGGAGCCAGGAAGGCAAAAGUGAAGCUCGUCACCUGACAUGUAUUCUCCGGGAGAGUCUGGAGGCUAAAGCACAAAAGAACGAUGAGGCACUCAUUCUGGUCUCGGCAUUAAUAGAAAAGCCAAAUGGUAGUCAGAAAACGUGUGCGGAAAUCUUGUUUGACCUCAAAUUGACCGCUGAGAAAAAAGAAUGGUUCACGAGCUAUAUCAAAUGCCUUUUUCGGCUUGGAUUGGAUCCACUACUGCAUCAUGGCGUCGGAUGCGAGCUGCAUGCUCAGAAUACAGUCGCCCGCAUUUGUCGGCAGUCAAAGACGAUCAAAGGAUUUGCAGUUCGAGACUCAGCCGGAGUUAAAUUACACACACCGACGCUAGAAAAGCAGGGUUUUAGCGUAGAUGCUGCUGGGCUUGGCACGGAUGACCUUCACGAAGUGUGGAACAGGGUUCAUCAUGCACUUCUGCAGAACAACGUCGGUUACAUGCUAUAUGCCUUGGGUCUUGAAGGUGCAGAAGGCGGAUGGGAUAUUGUGAGAUUGGCAUUGUCCGAGAUCCUAGAGACAGACAAGAACCCAAUUGGAAAGGAGAUGUAUCGCUACUUUACCAAAGAGAUGAUGCCUUUCAAAAGUUUCUUGAACAUGAGAAUGAAAGCCUCAUUGAAAAAUUCAAUGGCCAUUAUUGAAAAAGAGAUACCUAGCGUUGUCGCCAAAGGUUCCCCAUGGUUACUUCAAAUCUCUUUGAGAGGUACGCAGGAUCCUCAAAACCCGGUUCUACCCCAACAAAUCCAUCCAAAAUUUCGUAUUUAUGAGAACGAGAAACUGCAAGAGAGAUUGGCAGACAAUGUUCGUCCGUAUGGUGCACUUCCUGGUGCAGCAAAAAGACUCAAUCCCCACCCAGCACUUCUGCCGUUGCAGUUUAUAAAAGAGCUAGAGAUCUUCAAUGAAGCCUUGGCCAUAGCUCUGAACAAUAUUAUCGAAAGAUGGUGGACAGACAAGGAAGCCAAUCUACCGAGUCGAACGCCAUUGGAUCCCCAUGUCGAGGGGCUCUUGCAGUGGGUAGAUAAGGCGACUGCAGAUGGAAUCAUGUCACCUUUCCAAGGCCACCAAGGCAAUCUACGACCAGAUAUUUUACUCCCAGUCACAGAUUGUGAAGUCCCGGAAUUUCGCGUUUGUGAAAUCAAUGGACGAUUUCCUAUCAGUUUUCUCCACUACGUCGCAACGGCCUACGAGGCACUAGCCGGUAGUAUAUGGAAUACUCCCUUGAUCGAACCAGCCACCAACUACAAAGUUCUCCAAGAAAGCCUGUUUGAUUUGUUCGACUCAGGAAGCCCUAUUCACUUUGUCAAGGAGAGUCAAGCUUUUCCAUCCGAUAGCCCUCUGUUUGGUUUUAUCGAAGAGCGAACCGGGAUGAGAGCGAGAAACGUCAGGCCAGGUGAUCUUCGUCUGGUACCUAGUACAACCAGCCAAACCGGGUUCAUGCUAUACUGUGUCUGGGGCGCAGAUCCCAUGAUCAAAAGUCCCCCUGAAUCCUUGCUAGAGGUAGAUGAUCAGUUGUUGGAGCCAGUAUACCAAGUCGGAUUACAGCUGUACUACAUCGAGCUCUUUUCUCUAUCCCCCGAGAUGGUGCGACACAUUGCCAUGUACUGCAGAAAUGACCCACGGAGUGUAUUCAUUGCCCAAGACAAACGUAUCCUAGGCAUUAUCCUCCAGGAACUACACAGUCUCGUGAAUACGCAGGUAUUGUCUCUUGCACAAGCGCAGACCCUGCGUGACCAUAUCACUUCUACGGUCAUCCCCGGGUCGACUGAUUUCAAAGGCCUUGUCCGUCAGAGCCAUAUCAACCCCACCUCAAAGACCAAUAUAUCAUGA
Molecule: messenger RNA, 2277 nt
Organism: Penicillium angulare
Lineage: Eukaryota; Fungi; Ascomycota; Eurotiomycetes; Eurotiales; Aspergillaceae
Exons: 3
Coding region: 1-2277 (758 amino acids)
Biological process (GO): siderophore biosynthetic process
Source: RefSeq, a predicted model, not a curated record